Molecule: messenger RNA, 624 nt
Organism: Protopolystoma xenopodis
Lineage: Eukaryota; Metazoa; Platyhelminthes; Monogenea; Polystomatidea; Polystomatidae
Source: the annotation of a GenBank genome assembly
AUGGCAGCACUCACUGAUGCCAGCGAAACGUGGCUUGAAUAUCUUACUUGUGCCUUGGCCGGCAUCCCACCUAGUCACACACGCCUCUUGGAAUGCAUGUCUUCGGAGGCCUUUUCAGAUGGUCUGCCGGCUGGUAAAGCCACAGUAACAGCAGAUGCCAACUUGCACACUUCUCUGGUCGUAUGCACACACGAUUUGUCCGCCCCCACACCUUCAGACACGGUCACAGUCUCUGCUGGAGUUGGUGUCAGCGAAGCAGCCAGUCUGGACGAGCAACCGCCACGCUCCUCGUGUCUGGAGCUCGGAGACGAAAUGCCAGCCAACGUUAGGUCUUCUUCUCCGAUCGAGACGAAAACCGAGGUGUCGGGUCCAGCAGAAGCCUUAAUUGAGACUUCAACCGGUUCAGGAAACUUAAUAUCCGUCAUAGAAACAUCACACUCUUCUGGGGCCUCGACAAAGAUGGGGCAGCCAGGCUUUGUAGGCCCGAGCUAUUCAGAGACAAUAAAUAUGCACAGCAAUUCAACCACUUCAGAAUCAAAAGACAACAGCUGGCGGCUCACCGUCGGCGCUCAUUUGGAGGAGGAUAUAGCCUCACCCGCUUUGGCUAAUGAAACAUCCACCUAA